This is a messenger RNA of Chlorocebus sabaeus (green monkey), 6006 nucleotides long. RefSeq names its product regulator of G protein signaling 12 (gene RGS12). The record is from RefSeq and is a predicted model, not a curated record. Gene Ontology annotation, cellular component: plasma membrane; nucleus; cytoplasm. Gene Ontology annotation, molecular function: protein binding; GTPase activator activity. Gene Ontology annotation, biological process: regulation of G protein-coupled receptor signaling pathway; signal transduction. NCBI's taxonomy places the organism in Eukaryota, Metazoa, Chordata, Mammalia, Primates, Cercopithecidae.
GGGCGGCGGCUGCUGAGGCGACCGUUACGCGCGCGGGCGGUGGCGCGGGCCGGAGCGCCCGGAGCGGGAGCGAGCGGCGCGGCCCGGGGCCUCAUGUCUGCAGUCACUGUGACCUGGCUGAUGGCAGAUGCGGCAGAGCUGGUUCCUCUGGCGGCUUUAAGUCUGCUUCCUUCACCUUCGCAGCUUUUGGAGGCGACCGCCUGCCCGUCUGCCUGGGCUCGAGACCCGUCCUUGAAUCCCUGCGGUCUCUGCAUCCUUCCCCACAUGGCCAUCCCCUCUGGCUCUGACCCCAGGCUCACACGGGCGCACCUGACACUCUCCCCAUCUCCAGAGCCUUCAUGAGGUCAUGUGGAUAGGAGGAGCCAUCCAGAAGCUUGGGAGUGAAGACGUGGGUGUAUCAGGGACCAUCAGCUAGCCUGUCACACCUCUUAAGGAGAUCCAAUGAGAAGAUCCCCAAGGAUGUUUCUUGGCCAACUUUUACAUUUAUUUAUUUAUUUUUUAAUGAUGAACAUUAAAUAGUUAAAUGCCCAGUCCUAAUAUUUAAAUUAUUAAUAUAGUACUACUUAGAUAUUGAGUAAUGUAAUUUAUAUUCAUUUUUGACUCUUCUCUAUCAAAACGUAAUUUUACUAAGUGUGCAUGUUGUAUGUCCAUGUUUGUCAUCACAGAAGCCGCUCUUGGAGUCACCCAGUAAUAGCCUUUCCACGUUAUCUAGUUCUGUAGCUUUUGUGUGUGUAAAUUACUUCAAAUCUGUUUAUGAUCCUGUUGCUGGAAACUGUAUCCCAAGACACAAAAAUCUCUUCUAAUACCUUUAAAACAAUUAUUUCUUUAAAAAACAUACCCUCUGUUCUAUUUUGCAUCUUCACAACAUCAUCACUUACUGUAUUGCUUUUUCAAGGGAUCUUUAAAGAGUUUUGCAGGAGAGACUACACAGCAGGCCCGAGACCAUCCUGAGAGGCCUGUGUGCCAGGCUGGCCCCUGAGUGGUAUCAGGACGGUGCCCACCGUCCUCACUGAGGAGGGGCUCCUUGUGCUCAGCUGCUUGUGUGGGCAACAGGGUUUGUGCUGAGAACCUGCCUUUCCUCUGGGAGUCCAGAGUCUGAGUGCAAGGCAGGCAGAGAGUGCCCAUGUGCCCAGCCCACAGUCAAAACUCUGGCACCGAGUCUCCGGUGGGCUUCCCUGGUGACGACACUGCACACACUGUUACGGCUCACUCUGGGGGGAGCUCAGUGCAUCCUGCACGACCCCACCGGGAGAGGAUUCUGGAAGCUCGGGCCAAGUUUCCUCAGGACAUCGCCCCAUGGGCCUCUGCGCCUGCUGAUUUUGUGUGGAAUCCUUUCGCUCUAAUGAAUCUCAGCUGGCACUGUUUGAAGAAGCAAGCAUGGUAGCAUCAAGCAUUCCCUCAAGUAUGGCUCCACGGGAACAAUGAGACGUGCUCUUGGUCUUAGAAGCUCAUCAGAAUGUUUAGAGUUGGGGAGGCGUCCAAGCGCCCAUUGCCUGGGCCGGCGCCCCCACGGGUGCGGAGUGUGGAGGUUGCCCGGGGGAGGGCCGGCUAUGGAUUCACGCUUUCGGGACAGGCGCCCUGUGUGCUCAGCUGCGUCAUGAGGGGGAGCCCUGCGGAUUUCGUGGGUCUCCGAGCUGGAGACCAGAUAUUUGCUGUCAAUGAAAUCAACGUGAAAAAAGCGUCUCAUGAAGAUGUAGUGAAAUUAAUUGGGAAGUGCUCUGGUGUCCUGCACAUGGUGAUUGCCGAAGGCAUCGGCCGCCUCGAAUCCUGUUCCAGUGACGAAGAAGGGGGACUCUAUGAAGGAAAAGGCUGGCUGAAACCCAAGCUGGAUUCCAAAGCACUAGGUAUAAACAGAGCAGAGCGAGUCGUGGAGGAAAUGCAGUCUGGUGGAAUUUUCAAUAUGAUUUUUGAAAACCCGAGCCUUUGUGCGAGCAGUUCAGAGCCCUUGAAAUUGAAACAAAGAUCCCUUUCGGAGUCGGCCGCAGCUCGAUUUGAUGUUGGACAUGAAAGUAUAAAUAAUCCAAAUCCCAACAUGCUUUCUAAGGAGGAAAUAUCGAAAGUUAUUCAUGAUGAUUCGGUUUUCAGCAUUGGACUAGAAAGUCAUGACGAUUUCGCAUUGGAUGCAAGUAUUUUAAAUGUGGCGAUGAUCGUGGGCUACUUAGGCUCCAUUGAACUUCCUUCCACGAGCUCCAACCUGGAGUCCGACAGCUUGCAAGCCAUCCGCGGCUGCAUGCGGCGCCUGCGGGCAGAGCAGAAAAUCCACUCGCUGGUGACCAUGAAGAUCAUGCACGACUGUGUGCAGCUGAGCACUGACAAGGCUGGGGUCGUGGCCGAGUACCCGGCCGAGAAGCUGGCCUUCAGCGCCGUGUGCCCGGAUGACCGGCGAUUUUUCGGGUUGGUGACCAUGCAGACGAAUGAUGACGGGAGCCUGGCCCAGGAGGAGGAGGGCGCCCUGCGGACUUCCUGCCAUGUGUUCAUGGUGGACCCAGACUUGUUUAAUCACAAGAUCCACCAAGGCAUUGCUCGGCGGUUUGGGUUUGAGUGCACGGCUGACCCGGACACCAAUGGCUGUCUGGAAUUCCCGGCGUCCUCCCUCCCUGUCCUGCAGUUCAUCUCUGUCCUGUACCGAGACAUGGGUGAGCUGAUCGAGGGCAUGCGGGCCCGCGCCUUUCUGGACGGGGACGCCGACGCCCACCAGAACAACAGCACCAGCAGCAACAGUGACAGCGGCAUCGGGAACUUCCAUCAGGAGGAGAAGAGCAACCGAGUCCUUGUGGUGGACCUGGGUGGGAGCUCAAGCAGGCAUGGCCCCGGAGGCAGCGCGUGGGACGGUGUGGGUGGGAGGGGUACCCAGCCCUGGGGUGCUCCCUGGUCUGGACCCUUCUGUCCGGACUCCGAAGGGAGCCCCCCAUUUGAGGCCGCUCAUCAGACUGACAGGUUCCGGGACCUAAACAAGCACCUAGGACCGGCCUCUCCUGUGGAGGUGCCUCCAGCUUCUUUGAGGAGCUCAGUCCCCCCUUCCAAGAGGGGCACCGGGGGCGUCAGCUGUGGUUUCAACCAGCGCUGGCUCCCAGUUCACGUGCUCCGGGAGUGGCAGUGCGGACAUGCCAGCGACCAGGAGUCUUACACAGAUUCCACUGACGGCUGGUCCAGCGUCAACUGUGGCACGCUGCCCCCUCCUAUGAGCAAGAUCCCCGCGGACCGCUACAGGGUGGAGGGCAGCUUCGCGCAGCCCCCGCUGAGCGCUCCCAAAAGGGAGUGGUCCAGGAAGGCCUUUGGAAUGCAAAACAUUUUUGGUCCCCAUCGAACUGUUCGAAAGACUAAGGAAGAUAAAAAGGGCUCAAAAUUUGGGCGGGGAAUUGGACUCACUCAGCCUUCUCAACGCACGUCUGCUCGGAGAUCAUUUGGGAGAUCUAAGAGAUUCAGUAUCACUCGCUCCCUUGAUGAUCUUGAGUCUGCAACUGUGUCUGAUGGCGAGUUGACGGGCGCCGACCUGAAGGACUGCGUCAGCAACAACAGCCUGAGCAGCAAUGCCAGCCUCCCCAGCGUGCAGAGCUGCCGGCGCCUGCGUGAGAGGAGGGUCGCCAGCUGGGCCGUGUCCUUCGAGCGCCUGCUGCAGGACCCCGUUGGUGUCCGCUACUUCUCUGAUUUUCUAAGGAAAGAAUUCAGUGAAGAAAACAUUUUAUUCUGGCAGGCCUGUGAAUAUUUUAAUCAUGUUCCUGCACAUGACAAAAAGGAGCUUUCCUACAGGGCCCGGGAGAUUUUCAGUAAGUUUCUGUGCAGCAAAGCCACCACCCCGGUCAACAUCGACAGCCAGGCCCAGCUAGCAGACGAUGUCCUCCGUGCACCUCACCCGGAUAUGUUCAAAGAGCAGCAGCUCCAGAUCUUCAAUCUCAUGAAGUUUGAUAGCUACACUCGCUUUCUGAAGUCCCCACUGUACCAGGAAUGCAUCUUGGCGGAAGUGGAGGGCCGCGCACUCCCGGACUCCCAGCAGGUCCCCAGCAGCCCGGCUUCCAAGCACAGCCUCGGUUCAGACCAGUCCAGUGUGUCCACGCCAAAAAAGUUAAGUGGAAAAUCAAAAUCCGGCCGAUCCCUGAACGAAGAAAUGGGGGAUGAGGAUAGUGAGAAGAAGCGGAAAGGCGCGUUUUUCUCGUGGUCACGGACCAGGAGCACUGGGAGGUCCCAGAAGAAGAGGGAGCACGGGGACCACGCAGACGACCCCCUGCAUGCCAAUGGAGGCCUGUGUCGCCGAGAGUCCCAGGGCUCUGUGUCCUCUGCGGGGAGCCUGGACCUGUCAGAGGCCUGCAGGACUUUGGCACCCGAAAAGGACAAGGCCACCAAGCACUGCUGCAUUCAUCUCCCGGAUGGGACAUCCUGCGUGGUGGCUGUCAAGGCGGGCUUCUCCAUCAAAGACAUCCUGUCUGGACUUUGUGAGCGGCAUGGCAUCAACGGGGCAGCCGCGGACCUCUUCCUGGUGGGCGGGGACAAGCCUCUGGUGCUGCACCAAGAUAGCAGCAUCCUGGAGUCAAGGGACCUGCGCCUAGAAAAGCGCACCUUGUUUCGGCUGGAUCUUGUUCCGAUUAACCGGUCAGUGGGACUCAAGGCCAAGCCCACCAAGCCUGUCACGGAGGUGCUGCGUCCCGUCGUGGCCAAGUAUGGCCUGGACCUCAGUGGCCUGCUGGUGAGGCUGAGUGGAGAGAAGGAGCCCCUGGACCUUGGAGCCCCUAUAUCGAGUCUGGAUGGACAGCGGGUUGUCUUGGAGGAGAAGGAUCCUUCCAGAGGAAAGGCAUCCACAGAUAAACAGAAAGGUGUGCCAGUCAAACAGAACAUAGCUGUAAAUUCCAGCUCCAGAAACCACUCGGCUACGGGAGAGGAAAGAACACUAGGCAAGUCUAAUUCUAUUAAAAUAAAAGGAGAAAAUGGAAAAAAUGCUAGGGAUCCCCGGCUUUCAAAGAGAGAAGAAUCUAUUGCAAAGAUUGGGAAAAAAAAAUAUCAGAAAAUUAAUUUGGACGAAGCAGAGGAGUUUUUUGAGCUUAUUUCCAAAGCUCAGAGCAACAGAGCAGAUGACCAACGUGGGCUGCUAAGGAAGGAAGACCUGGUGUUGCCAGAGUUCCUCCGUUUACCUCCUGGUUCCACAGAACUCACCCUCCCCACUGCAGCUGCCAUGGCCAAGGGCUUUAGCAAGAGAAGCGCCACAGGCAACGGCCGGGAGAGUGCCUCCCAGCCCAGCGAGCAGUGGGAGCCAGCCCAGGAGAGCAGCGACAGCCCAUCCACCAGCCCGGGCUCAGUCCCCAGCCCCCCUGGGCCUCCCGGGAUGACCCCCUCCGGGCAGAAGUCUCCCAGCGGGUCCUUCUGCACUCCCCAGUCUCCCGUCUCCCUCGCGCAGGAGGGCACCACGCAGAUCUGGAAGAGGCAGUCUCGGGAAGUGGAGGCCGGGGCCAUCCAGACGGUGGAGGAUGAGCACGUGGCCGAGCUGACCCUGAUGGGGGAGGGGGACAUCAGCAGCCCCAGCAGCACCUUGCUGCCGCCACCCUCCGCCCCCCAGGACGUGCCAGGACCUUCCAGACCAGGAAGCGGGACCCACGGCAGCCGAGGCCUCCCGGUCAACAGAAUCAUCGACGUGGAUCUUGUAACUGGCCUGGCGCCCGGGGAGGAUGGUGGCAUCUCGGGGGCACGGGCUGGCCCUGGGAGUUCGCAGGCCGGUGGUGGGCCUCCUACGUCAGACCUCCCUGGCCUGAGCCCCGUCCCAGGUGAGCCUGCGAAGCCCAAGGCCAGCGCGCACCACGCCACCUUCGUCUGAGCUGCCCUGGCCUGGCCAACUCUCCCGUGGACAUGUCGGGGUGGGGCAGCCCCCGUGGAUUCUGUGAGCCUCAGAGGGGCCACCGCAGCCACCAACACCCUCAGGAGCCAGGAGGGCAGGGGGUGACCUCGCUGGAGGCACUGGCCCCGGACAUUCACCAUGCUGGCCCUGGCCCCUGCUGCACAAUAAAGCGUUUCUGAGGACCC